AACAGACCUUAUGUUUAAGUUUUUCUUAGCGAAUACUAUUCGCCGAAUAGUAAGGAUUAUUAAAUUGUUCGUUCAUCUUCAUUUAUCUUCUCAGGAUGAUAUAAAAGAAUGAUUAAUAUAUUACAUAGAGAAAUUUUUCUUUUGUUCGUUUUUUAUUCUUUCUUCACAGAAUACUGUAAAUAUAGACGCAACAAAAUGGAAUUAAUUUUCCUCACUCAGAACUGACAAGACAGUACAAUUGUCACGAAAUUAUUUUCUUUAUACAUUUAAGCAUUGGAAAUUAUGUCUUCAAAUGAUGAAACGCAAAUUGAAAACUGUAAAGAAAAAAACGAUAAAAAAAGCGUGCGUAAGCAAAAACGUGCUUAUUACAGAUUACUUAGGGAUAUGAAUAUUAAAUGCGCUGAUAAACCUACUCAGCAUUUGAUGAUAUGCAACGGUGGGUUGGUUACUGGUAUUAAAAGGGAGACAUUGCAAUCUGUAUUAGAUGCAUUGAUCUCCAAAUAUACUUUAAUAAUGCCAUUGGGAAAGUCGUAUUGCUUCAUAACAUGCAAUUCGAAGGAAGAUGCGACUUGCAUAUAUAAUUAUAUUCAUGGCCGUAUUAAACUUCCGGGUCAAAACGGCCCCUUAUAUGUAUGUUAUACUGAAACAGUUCCCAAUAUAGAUAGCAAUACAUUCAACUGUACACUUCCACCUGGUCUUGUAUUAAUAGAGAAUUUCAUAACAGAAGAGCAAGAAGAAACUUUGUUAAGAAUGAUCAACUGGGAAGAAUGUGAGUAUGUAUCAUUUUUGCUUAAACAGAGUGCUGUUGCAGAAUCAGUCUCAUCGCAGUUGAAACAUAGACAAGUGAAGCAUUUUGGAUAUGAAUUCGAAUAUGGUAGAAAUAUAGUGAAUCCCGACGAGCCUAUUGUUCCGAUUCCGCAGGACUACAGAUUUUUACAGACAAUGUUCGACAAGUAUGGUCAUAAGUACACAUAUGAUCAGUUGACUAUCAACAAAUAUUUGCCUGGACAAGGCAUACCACCACAUAUCGACACGCACAGCGUCUUUGAGGACGCAAUACUGUCUCUGUCAUUGGGUUCCGCGUGUGUCAUGAACUUCAAAAGGGAAACUCAGAAAGUAGAUGUGUUCUUGCCAGCCAGAUCGUUAUUAAUCAUGACAGGGGAAGUGAGAUACGCAUGGACACACGGCAUCUGUCCUCGUCAGAGUGACACAAUUGCGACGGAGAAUGGAACCACGAUACAGGAGCGCGGCGUCAGGGUAUCCUUUACUUUCCGAAAAGUACGACGAGGUGACUGCCACUGCAGCUUCAAGGAGUACUGCGACACUGCGAAACACAAUACCACUUGCUUCAUCGACGCUGACGCGGCGUCGGGAUUAGAAAAUUCAUACGUACACGAAGUUUACGACGAAAUAUCUAGUCACUUUAACGAGACGCGACAGAAGCAGUGGCCCAAUGUAACCAAGUUCCUCGAAAAUUUGGACGUGGGCGCGUUGCUGUUGGACGUCGGCUGCGGGAACGGCAAAUAUCUACGCGGAAAUCGGAAUAUAUACAAAACGGGAUGCGAUCGUAGUUCAGGACUGACGGACAUAUGUCGUAAGCAAGAUUUCGAGGUUCUCCAAUGCGACUGUCUGCACCUGCCGUACAAAGACGAUUCCUUCGACGCGGCGAUCAGUAUCGCGGUGAUACAUCAUCUGUCCACUCGGGAACGAAGACAGCGCGCCAUUUCCGAGAUCGUUCGAAUAUUAAGACCAACGGGGAGAUGCUUGAUUUAUGUCUGGGCGAAGGAACAGCGCAAGGAUUCCGCGGACUCGUUUUACUUGAAGUACGGCAAGAAGCUCAAAGGAAAUGAGAAAAUUGAUCCGGACGAGAGCGGUCGUGAGACCGUCUCGGAACAUCGCUUGGUGCUGCCGGUUCAUGAAAACAGGUCGAAUUUUACUCACAGCGACAUGCUGGUUCCUUGGAAAAAAAAGGACGGCGAGCGUUUCCUGAGAUAUUACCACGUCUUUCAGGAGGGCGAGCUAGCCAAACUGUGCGCGGAAGUGUCCACGGCUUCAAUCAAAGAGGUUUACUAUGAUCAAGGCAAUUGGUGUGUGAUUUUAGAAAAGUGUAUCAAAAAGCUGUGAAAUAAAAACUAGUUUAUAGUCGA
Messenger RNA from Linepithema humile (Argentine ant), 2147 nucleotides. RefSeq names its product alkylated DNA repair protein alkB homolog 8. Gene Ontology annotation, molecular function: S-adenosylmethionine-dependent methyltransferase activity; tRNA (5-carboxymethyluridine(34)-5-O)-methyltransferase activity; tRNA binding. NCBI's taxonomy places the organism in Eukaryota, Metazoa, Arthropoda, Insecta, Hymenoptera, Formicidae. Gene Ontology annotation, biological process: tRNA methylation; tRNA wobble uridine modification. The record is from RefSeq and is a predicted model, not a curated record. Gene Ontology annotation, cellular component: nucleus; cytoplasm.